Lactuca sativa (garden lettuce) is the source of this 1497-nucleotide messenger RNA. The record is from the annotation of a RefSeq genome assembly. Lineage: Eukaryota; Viridiplantae; Streptophyta; Magnoliopsida; Asterales; Asteraceae.
AUGAGAAUGAAUCCUACUACUUCUGGUUCUGGGGUUACCACGCUUGACAAAAAGACACUGGGGCGUAUCGCCCAAAUCAUUGGUCCGGUACUAGAUGUAGCCUUUCCGCCAGGCAAAAUGCCUAAUAUUUAUAACGCUCUGGUAGUUAAGGGUCGAGAUACUGCUGGUCAACCAAUUAAUGUGACUUGUGAGGUACAGCAAUUAUUAGGAAACAAUCGAGUUAGGGCCGUAGCUAUGAGUGCUACAGAUGGUCUAACGAGAGGGAUGGACGUAAUUGAUACGGGAGCUCCACUAAGUGUUCCGGUCGGUGGAGCGACUCUCGGACGAAUUUUCAACGUGCUUGGCGAGCCUGUUGAUAAUUUAGGUCCUGUAGAUACUAGUACAACAUUUCCUAUUCAUAGAUCUGCGCCUGCCUUUAUACAGUUAGAUACAAAAUUAUCUAUUUUUGAAACCGGAAUUAAAGUAGUAGAUCUUUUAGCCCCUUAUCGCCGUGGAGGAAAAAUCGGACUAUUCGGGGGAGCUGGCGUGGGUAAAACAGUACUCAUUAUGGAAUUGAUUAACAAUAUUGCCAAAGCUCACGGAGGCGUAUCUGUAUUUGGCGGAGUCGGUGAACGGACUCGUGAAGGAAAUGAUCUUUACAUGGAAAUGAAAGAAUCUGGAGUAAUUAAUGAAAAAAAUAUUCCAGAAUCAAAAGUAGCUCUAGUUUACGGUCAGAUGAAUGAACCGCCGGGAGCUCGUAUGAGAGUUGGUUUGACUGCCCUAACUAUGGCGGAAUAUUUCCGAGAUGUUAAUGAACAAGAUGUACUUUUAUUUAUUGACAAUAUCUUCCGUUUUGUCCAAGCAGGAUCUGAAGUAUCCGCCUUGUUGGGUAGAAUGCCUUCCGCUGUGGGUUAUCAACCUACCCUUAGUACCGAAAUGGGUUCUUUACAAGAAAGAAUUACUUCUACCAAAGAAGGGUCCAUAACUUCUAUUCAAGCUGUUUAUGUACCUGCAGAUGAUUUGACCGACCCUGCUCCUGCUACGACAUUUGCACAUUUAGAUGCUACUACCGUACUAUCAAGGGGAUUAGCCGCCAAAGGUAUCUAUCCAGCAGUAGAUCCUUUAGAUUCAACGUCAACUAUGCUACAACCCCGGAUCGUUGGUGAAGAACAUUAUGACACUGCACAAGAGGUUAAGCAAACUUUACAACGUUACAAAGAACUUCAAGAUAUUAUAGCUAUUCUUGGAUUGGACGAAUUAUCCGAAGAGGAUCGUUUAACCGUAGCAAGAGCGCGAAAAAUUGAGCGUUUCUUAUCACAACCUUUUUUUGUAGCAGAAGUAUUUACGGGUUCUCCGGGAAAAUAUGUUGGUUUAGCAGAAACAAUUAGAGGCUUUCAAUUAAUCCUUUCCGGAGAAUUAGAUGGUCUUCCUGAACAGGCUUUUUAUUUGGUAGGUAACAUCGAUGAAGCUACGGCGAAGGCUAUGAACUUAGAAAUGGAGAGCAAUUUGAAGAAAUGA